CGUCUCUUUUUUAAAAAAUAAAAAAUAAAAAUAAAUUAAUAUUAAAAUAUGAUUCCCUAGUCAGUAUUCAGUGUUCUUCUUCUAUAAAAUGUACCCUCCGCUUCUUUCCAGAUCCCUUCCUCUUCUCCUUCAUUUAUUUUCAUUUUGAUUUUGAUUUUGAUUUUCUCUCUGUUGUUUGGAUUUUCUUGUAGUCUAGAUUCGUUUUUUCGUGGCUGUUUUGUACAGUGGUUGGGUUGGAAAUAUCUCGAGAUUUCUGGCCGUGCUUCUGCCAGGUGAAAAUUGUUAAAAUACAGGUGGAACUGGAGGCGAAAUCUUUUGAUGCUGCCUGCGAAAAUUGUGUUAGAUGCUCGGGAUUCAUGUAUACUGUACUGAGUGAAAUCCUUCGGUUCGGUUUUGUGAUCGGUUCUUCUCUCCGGCGCGGGACGCAUCUCGUUCAAUCGUUAUCUGUUGUUUUUCUCUACUGGUUCUACGUGUUUUCGUAAUUAUUUUUCCCCGAUUUGUGAGUACUAAUUGUUUCUGUACUGUUGUUGGAUCGAUCUGAGAAAAAUUAGAGUUAAUUUGUGCAAUCCGGUGACUGAUUUGUUGGAAAUACGUUGAGAUGUCUUAUUCCGCCGGGAAUUCAUCGAGUUCACCGCCGAUCCAGAGCUCUGGUUCGGACGAAGAUCCGCGCGUGGAUGAGAGGAAGCGAAAGAGGAUGGAAUCGAACCGCGAAUCGGCGCGGCGGUCCAGGCAGAGGAAGCAGAAGCAUCUGGAUGAGCUGGCGGCUCAGGUGACGCAGCUGAAGCAGGAGAACGGUCAGAUCUCGAACACCAUAAAUCUCACCACACAGCAGUAUGCGAAAGUGGAGUCAGACAACUCCGUGUUGAGAGCACAGAUGACAGAGCUUUCGCAGAGGCUUCAAUCUCUCAACGAUAUCUUGAAUUACAUCAACUCCUCCGCCUCCUCCGCCGCUGCCGCCGGAAACUGUAUGCUGGAGGUGGAGGACUUUCAGCUUCAAGGAUUUGGCGACGGCUUCUGGAACAGCAACCCUUGGAACUCCACGGGGAUCAAUCAACAUCCUAUCAUGGCUUCUGCUGAGAUGUUUAUGGAUUACUGAUUGAAGAAGCUGCCAAGUUUCGGAUCCAAAAACGGUCACAACUUUUUCCUUUGUUCUGUUCAUCUUCAUCCUUGUGGUUUAUGUUAUCUUCAGAAUUUGGAAAACCUUUUAAUCACAUUAAUAUGCUUACAUUUUCUGCAAUUUAAGCAUGUUCUUAACAA
Messenger RNA from Andrographis paniculata, 1257 nucleotides. Its product is annotated as bZIP transcription factor 11-like. Gene Ontology annotation, biological process: positive regulation of DNA-templated transcription. Bases 599 to 1096 code for a protein of 165 amino acids. The transcript has a single exon. The record is from RefSeq and is a predicted model, not a curated record. Lineage: Eukaryota; Viridiplantae; Streptophyta; Magnoliopsida; Lamiales; Acanthaceae. Gene Ontology annotation, molecular function: transcription cis-regulatory region binding; DNA-binding transcription factor activity. Gene Ontology annotation, cellular component: nucleus.